This is a messenger RNA of Drosophila suzukii, 3733 nucleotides long. RefSeq lists its product as uncharacterized. NCBI's taxonomy places the organism in Eukaryota, Metazoa, Arthropoda, Insecta, Diptera, Drosophilidae. The record is from RefSeq and is a predicted model, not a curated record. Gene Ontology annotation, molecular function: serine hydrolase activity.
GAGCUACCUCAAUCUUAUCGAGAUGUUGUUCGUGGGAGUUGGAGCACUGUUCUUUUUAGCUGCCGUUUUGGGUGAUUCCCUGGAUGUGUGCCUGAAGGAUCUGGGCUGCCUGCGAGGGACUCAUAUGCCAGGAUAUCAGAAAGGAGAGUUUGAAGCCUUUUUGGGAAUUCCCUUUGCCCAGCCGCCAGUAGGACCACUUCGUCUUAAGAAUCCUGUGCCGGCUGAGGCCUGGGAGGGAGUACUCGAUGCUGGAUCGGCAAAGGACGGCUGUUUGCAGAGAAACUACUUUUCAAACAAUAGGGAUGUGAGGGGAGUGGAAGACUGUCUCUACCUGAACGUCUAUAGACCCAAGCAACGAGAUGGAAAUCCCCUGCCUGUAAUGUUCUACAUACAUGGUGGUGGUUUCUUUAGCGGCACUGCCCAUCCAGUGGCUAGUGGACCUGAGUAUUUAAUGGAUACGGAGAAGGUGAUCAUGGUAACCGUUGGCUAUCGCCUAGGACCUUUUGGUUUUCUUAGCACUGGCGAUGAGAAUAUGCCGGGAAAUUUCGGAUUAAAGGAUCAGCGGUUGGCUCUGCAGUGGGUUCAGCAGCAUAUAGCUGAAUUUGGAGGAGAUCCUCAGAUGGUCACGAUCCUUGGACACAGUGCAGGAGGAAUAUCUGUACACCUGCACAUGCUUAGUCCUAGUUCAAAGGGACUCUUCCAAAAAGCCAUGUCUUUGACGGGCACAAUGUUUAUUCCAGCCAUGCACAUCCUUGAGGAUCCUUUAAGUCAAGUUAGACAGCUGGCCAAGGAGAUUGGUAUCGAUCAGGCAGAGAGUCUAAGUACCCAGGAUCUAGCACAAGCACUUCGCGAUGUAGAUCCCAUGAAGCUGCUCCUCAGUGUGGAUAGUUUCAAGACCUAUGAUAACCUGCCCCUCAUCAGCACGCAACCAGUUUUGGAGGCAGCAUCUCCUGAAGCCUUCUUGGUGGAAGAUCCGCUAAAGGCCCAUCGCGAGGGUCGUAUCAACCAGGUGCCCUGGGUAGUCAGCCUCAAUUCUCGAGCUGGAGAGGGAGCCUUGACCUUGUUGCGCUCCUUCACGUGCCCAAAACGUAUGGCAGCCUUCAAUGAAAAGUUCCUGGAACACCUGGCCUUGGUGCUCAAUCUUCCCCAGGGAACUCCUCCACAAAAGGUCAGGGAAAUACUGGAUGCAUACGGUUUUCAGGGGGAGACCCUGAACAACGAUACAAUGUUGACUUUGGCCGAAAUCGCUGGUGAUUUCAACUUUUUCUUUCCGAUCUACGAAACAAUUUCUUCUUAUGCCAGCUAUGCCAAUCUUGAAGAGAACCCACUAUCCAUCUAUAUCUUUGAGUUUACCGGUCUGCACUCAAUAUCACUUAUGUUCGGUGCUUCCCCCGAGGAUUUCGGCUUGGGAGGAGCUCACAUGGAUGAUGGUCUGCACACCAUAAGAUUGCCGAUUCUCGUAGAGGAUUUUCCCAAGGACUCUGUAGAUGCCAAGGUUGUCCAAAGGAUGACUUCGCUUAUAACGGACUUUGCUAAAACAGGUGUCUUCCAUGAGGGAUCCAUCUGUAAGGCUUCCGAUUUCAAAGAUCAAGGAAUGUGCAGCUACUUACAUUUUGGUGGCACCACUGAAAAAUACGAAGAAGAUGUUCGCCAAAGUCUGGAGCUUACUUACUUUCCCAUAUGGAAGAAAUUAUUUAUGCUUCGCGGACCACCGGCGAUGAUUCAACUACUGCUGCUGCCGCUACUUCUUGGCCAGAUGUGCGCGGCUUUGACCACGGUGGACCAGCCGGUCACCGUGUGCCCGCCCAGCGUGGGCUGCCUGAAGGGCACCUAUCGCCGGGGCUAUCAGUCCGAGAGAUUCGAGGCCUUCAUGGGCAUUCCCUAUGCCCUGCCGCCCGUGGGAGAUCUGAGAUUCAGUAAUCCCAAGGUGAUGCCCAAGCUGCUGGGGCUAUACGAUGCCAGUGAGCCCAAGAUGGACUGCAUCCAGAAGAACUAUCUUUUGCCCACUCCUGUCAUCUACGGCGAGGAGGAUUGCUUGUACUUGAAUGUCUACAGACCAGAGGUCAGAGACUCACCUUUACCCGUUAUGGUCUAUAUCCAUGGCGGCGGAUUCUUUGGUGGCUCUGCAGGACCGGGAGUUACAGGACCUGAGUACUUUAUGGACUCGGGUGAAGUUAUUCUGGUGACCAUGGCCUAUCGACUAGGGCCUUUCGGAUUCCUCUCCACCCAGGAUGCUGUGAUGCCAGGCAACUUUGGCCUCAAGGAUCAGAACCUGGCCCUGCGUUGGGUGCAGCGCAACAUUCGCUCCUUUGGCGGAGAUCCCCAGCAAGUGACCAUUUUUGGCCAGAGUGCCGGCGGAGUGGCUGCCCACAUGCACCUACUGAGUCCCAGAUCCCAGGGACUUUUCCACCGGGUGAUCAGCAUGAGCGGCACGGCCAAUGUGCCCUUCGCCAUUGCGGAUGAGCCACUGGAGCAGACUCGUCUCCUGGCGGAGUUUUCCCAAAUUCCAGAUGCACGAAAUUUGAGUACGGUGAAGUUGGCAAAAGCCUUGCGACGUUUGGAAGCCACAAAACUCUUGGAUGCCGGGGACAAUCUUAAAUUUUGGGAUGUGGAUCACAUGACCAAUUUCCGACCCGUGGUAGAGAAGGGUUUGGAGGCUGAGGCCUUUCUCAGUGAGCAUCCUAAGGAUAUCAUGGCUCGGGGCGAACGAGCACCCAUUCCCCUGCUUUUGGGCACAGUUCCUGGCGAGGGUGCCGUUCGGGUGGUCAAUAUCCUGGGCAACGCGACUCUCCGCCAGAGCUUCAACUCCCGAUUCGACGAACUGCUGCAGGAGCUGAUGGAGUUCCCGCCCAACUUCAGCCAGGAGCGACUCAACAAAAGCAUGAAACUCCUCGUGAGGGAGUACUUCCAGGAUCAGCAUGAAGUCAACGAGGAGACUGUUCAAGGAUUCAUGGAUUUAAUUUCAGAUAGGGGCUUUAAGCAACCCCUGUACAACACAAUUCGAAAGGAUGUCUGUCAUACCCCCAAUCCCAUUUACUUAUAUAGCUUCAACUAUCGGGGACCUCUGAGCUAUGCCUCUGCGUACACUUCCGCCAAUGUUACUGGGAAAUAUGGGGUUGUUCACUGUGAUGAUCUUCUCUAUCUGUUCCGUAGUCCCCUAAUUUUCCCGGACUUUGAAAAGAACUCUACGGAGGCAAAGGUAAUCCACUCAUUUGUGGAUUAUUUCAUACAAUUUGCCAAGUUUGGAAAACCUAGGAAUGCCGAGUCACUGACCCCUUGUUCCAUAGAGGCGCUUCAGUCACGUCCCAACGGGAUAUGCGAUUACCAGGAAUUCGCCAAUGGGGCAGGUCCCUCCAAGGUUUUUGAGGUUUACGUGGCUAGCGAAUUCCAAACGGACAGGGUGAAGCUCUGGUCCCAUAUACUCAAUGAAAAGUCGACUGAAUCUUAAACCUAAGUCACUUAUAAUACAAUGUAUAUAAAAUGUUCGCUACUAAAAAAAGACUAGAGUAUAAGAAUAAAUUAUGCUGUUAUAAGAAAAUAAUACCAAAUAUAAGAGUUUGGAUAAAAAAGUAUAAACGCUUUGAUAUAGAAGUAUUAAGAAUACUUAUACUUUAUAAAACAUAUGUUUUAUGAUUGUAUUUAAUUUUAAUAUUAUACGUAGGAUUUGUCUAAGCAAAAACAAUACCUAAAUAAAUAUCCGAAGGGUAAGGCUUACAUAAGUCGUAAAAGAAAA